AUGCAUUACCAACAACAAACGAAUCCUAAGAACCUCGCUCUCUCUCUCUCUCUCUCUCAAUGGCAGUAGCAACUCAUCAAUCUUCACUUUCAAUUUCACCGGAAAGUACUCCAGCACCGGUGCCGAAGCCGACGAGCGUGAAAGGUCUGGUGGAAUCGUCGGUCAGGGUGGAUUCCAUCCCCUCCACCUUCUCCUUCAACACUCGGGCCGACGAUUCCGCCGCCUCCGAAUCAGAGGACUCCAUUCCCGUCAUCGACUUCUCGGCUCUCACCUCCGAUGAUCCUCGUGUACGCUCCGAAGCCAUCCGCGACCUCGCUAAGGCCUGCGAGGACUGGGGUUUCUUCAUGGUGGUGAAUCACGGCGUGACGGAGAGGUUGAUGGAGGCGGUGCUGGACGGCUGCGACCGGUUUUUCAACCUGCCGGACGAGGAGAAGCGGCAGUUCAAGGCGAAGGACUUCUGGGAUCCGCUCAAGUUCGGCAGCGGCGUCGACAUUAAGGUGGAGAAGUUCUUCCUCUGGAGGGACUUCUUGAAGUGUUAUACCCAUCCCGAGUUCAAUUUCUUUGAGGUGCCUCCCGGGUUCAGGGACGUCGCUAGAGAGUACUGCACAAAGACUAGAGAGGUGGCGAGGGGAAUACUCAGGGGAAUAUCACAAAGCUUAGGGUUGGAAGAAACCUACAUCGAGAAGGAGAUGAACUUCGCCGCCGGCCUCCAAAUCUUCGCCGCCAACUUCUACCCGCCAUGCCCGCAGCCGGAGCUCGCAAUCGGGCUUCCCCCGCACACCGAUCCCGGCCUCGUCACCCUACUCAUCCAGAACGGCGUUGCCGGCCUGCAAGUUCCGGCACCCUACAAAGACAAGUGGGUCAACGUCGAUCCGGUUCCCGGCUCCAUCAUGGUUCACACCUGCGACCAGCUAGAGGUGCUCACCAAUGGCCGGUACAAGAGCCAUCCUCAUCGGGCGGUUCUCAACAACACGACGAGGAGGAUCUCCAUUGCCAUGGGAAACGGGCCAUCGCUUGACACUGUGGUAGCCCCCGCACCGGCGUUUGUGGACGGUGAGAGGCGGCCGGCUCAGUUCACGCCGAUGAAGUAUAAGGAGUUCAUGGAGCUUCAGCAAUGGGUUCAGCUUAAGGAGAAGACGAUGCUAGACCAUGUUCGGGUUCAAGCUUCGCAAUGAAAUUAAAUUAUGCUAAUUAAUUAGGUUUUCAUCAUUUUCUACCGGAUUUGGAAUAAUUGAAUUAAGGGUUUUGCUAACGAACGAGCACCUCUUGGGCAUUCAUUGAAAUGCAUUUAAUAUGCUUUGUAAGUAUAUUAAAUAUAAGUUAAUGAAUGCCCGAAGCACUCAUUAGUAAAAUCCUUAACUAAACAUUAAGGGCUGUGUAGUUUGAGUUUGGAUUUGUACCGUGCUAUGUAUCAUGUGUGUGUUUGUUAGUUGGAACUAGUGUUAAAACCUCUGCAAUGCAAUGCAGGGGAUGUGUAAUCAAAAUAAAUUUAUAAAUUUUAAAAUAAAAAAUUAAACUUAUUAUUUUAAA
Messenger RNA from Diospyros lotus (date-plum), 1530 nucleotides. RefSeq names its product 2-oxoglutarate-dependent dioxygenase 19-like. Bases 60 to 1175 code for a protein of 371 amino acids. NCBI's taxonomy places the organism in Eukaryota, Viridiplantae, Streptophyta, Magnoliopsida, Ericales, Ebenaceae. The transcript is spliced from 3 exons. The record is from RefSeq and is a predicted model, not a curated record.